Molecule: messenger RNA, 378 nt
Organism: Mesorhabditis belari
Lineage: Eukaryota; Metazoa; Nematoda; Chromadorea; Rhabditida; Rhabditidae
Source: the annotation of a GenBank genome assembly
AUGUCUUGGGCAGAGUACGUGAACACGUCACUCGUUGGGACUGGCGCUGUUUCAAAAGCGGCAAUUUGCGGUUUUGAUGGAUCUGUUUGGGGGAAAAGUGAUAAUUUUCAGAUAACGGGUGAAGAGGCUGCUGCGGCAGCUCGAGGCUUUAGCAACCCGGAUGCUUUACUCGGCACUGGCUUGAAAUUUGAGGGACAAAAAUUUUUCAUUUUACAGGUUGAUGAUGAGCGAAUUAUUGGGAAAAAGGGUACAAAUGGGUUUUUCGUCUAUAAAACGAAACAAGCUGUAAUCAUCUCAAUCUACGAGGAUGGUGUUCAGCCCGAGGCUUGCUCACAAACGACCGGAAAGUUGGCCGACUAUUUGAAAUCAAUGAACUAU